AUGCGAGUGAAACCGCACGCGCACGCGUUCGAUCGCGCGUUCUACGCCAAACUCGCGGGCGUGUCGUUCGUCAUCGGCGCGGCGUUCGAAGCCUUCAUGUUGAAGACGGAUUUUUACGCCAAAGUCGUGCACAUCGAAGCCGAGCGCAGAUUCCUCGCCGAGCAAAGGCGCGAAGGCGAGGGCUCGCGCGACGUCGGGUCGCGGUCCGCGUCGUGA
This is a messenger RNA of Ostreococcus lucimarinus CCE9901, 216 nucleotides long. RefSeq lists its product with no specific name. The transcript has a single exon. NCBI's taxonomy places the organism in Eukaryota, Viridiplantae, Chlorophyta, Mamiellophyceae, Mamiellales, Bathycoccaceae. Bases 1 to 216 code for a protein of 71 amino acids. The record is from RefSeq and is a predicted model, not a curated record.